Molecule: messenger RNA, 1695 nt
Organism: Cladophialophora immunda
Lineage: Eukaryota; Fungi; Ascomycota; Eurotiomycetes; Chaetothyriales; Herpotrichiellaceae
Exons: 1
Coding region: 665-1552 (295 amino acids)
Source: RefSeq, a predicted model, not a curated record
GACAGCAGGAUUGCCGCACCUUCGUCCUUGUGCUCUUCAAACACCUCUUGCGCCUCCAUCACGAAGAACUCAACGGAUGCUCUCCCCUUGACCAGAGGAAUUGUCGAGUCAUUAAAUUGCCUCAAGCUCAUGUCUCCAUCUUGCGUUCGACCGACCCAUACUGUCUGAUUAAGGAGGUGGCCCUUCAACCGCCCCAUCGAGGCUCAACCGCCAGUUGCGACAACCGGGUCAGCAGCCUGCAUCUGUGCGUCGCAUUGAUUUAUCUCCGCAUUCGACCGACUCCGUCCCAACGAUGGCCGCCUUAGGCCUCAUGGUUCCCUCCGUUAUGCCCUUGUCCUCGCAAAAGAUGACUACGUUUGAAAUUUCGGCUGACGCCUGAAUUCCCAGUCGCUCCCUUUUCGAGCUGUUAAGUGAGCUCCUGCUAGUCGCAAUGCGCCGCCGUGUAACGGUGCAAGGACAGUGGACAAGAGACUUUGGGCUGGUUUCGUAUUUAUUGGGAGCCUUGUUCGCUGUCGCCUGACUUUCAGAACACUCUCCCACAGCGAAGAGAACACCUCCGUCCUGGACUGAUCACUGCGUCUCUAUCGAGAAUUCCAUCUGUGCGCCCACAAGUUUCACAGCUUCCUCGCGCUGCUCGACACCUCGUCAUUUCUGGACAGCAACAAUGGUCCACUUGAUCUUGACAGGGGCCACAGGUCUAGUCGGGUCGUCCGUUCUCUCACACAUCCUCUCCUUGCCAUCAACCAGUACGCCGACCAUCCACAAGCUGUCAAUCAUCAGUCGCUCUAGCUCUAUCCCCUGGCUGUCCGCGACGCCGCCACCGGGGACGCCGACCGUGAACAAGCACACCAAGAUCGAGGUCAUCGAGCACAAAGACUUCACCUCGUACCCGCCGGAGCUGUUGGAGAAGCUCAAGGGCGCCGACGCUUGUAUCUGGGCCCUGGGCGUGAGCCAGAACGACGUCUCCAAGGAGCAGUAUGUGAAAAUCACCAAGGACUACACGCUGGCGGCCGCCAAGGCGUUCGCCUCGCUACGGGAGCCCGCGUCGCCAACGACGUCUUCUUCUGCUGAGAGCAAGCCCGCCGACGCGAACAAGUUCAAAUUCAUCUACGUCUCGGGCGAGGGCGCCACCCUGCACCCGCGCCUCUGGACACCCAUUUUCGGCCGCGUCAAGGGCGAAACGGAGCAUUCGCUCCUCCAGCUCUCCAAGACGCCGCUCUACUCCAACCUCCUCUCGGUCUACUCGGUGCGCCCCGCCGCCGUGGACGGCUACAACCAGCCCUGGCUGUGGGAUCAUAUCCUCCGGGAGAAGCGCACCGCGUUCCAGCGCUUCUACCUCAAGACGCUGAUGGCGCCGAUUCGGUGGGGGCUCGUCGGGGAGGCGAUGCACAGCCCGACGGAGGAGUUGGGGCGAGUUCUCGUGGAGAUGGCCGUGGGGGAGCAGCGAGGACCGUUUGAGGUCGGCGACGGCGUAGACGAAGAAGGGGAAGGGCGCACGCUAGGGAACAAGAGGUUGAGGAUGUUGGGCAGGGGCCAGGGAUGGUGGAAAUGAAAAGAAUCAAAAAAGAGGGAGGGCAGAUGGGAAACAGAGCUUAUUCGAUGUCAAUAUAUCAUAGCGGAAUUAAUUGUAUUUAACAGGUGGUAUAAGAUGCGUUUCUCGUAUAUACAGGAAUCCACAGCUCAUUUACCUUGUCG